This is a messenger RNA of Phycomyces blakesleeanus NRRL 1555(-), 1070 nucleotides long. RefSeq lists its product as hypothetical. Gene Ontology annotation, molecular function: ATP binding; protein serine/threonine kinase activity. Lineage: Eukaryota; Fungi; Mucoromycota; Mucoromycetes; Mucorales; Phycomycetaceae. Gene Ontology annotation, cellular component: cytoplasm. Gene Ontology annotation, biological process: regulation of MAPK cascade; protein phosphorylation; intracellular signal transduction. The record is from RefSeq and is a predicted model, not a curated record. Bases 4 to 813 code for a protein of 269 amino acids. The transcript is spliced from 4 exons.
GACAUGGUCAAGAUCGGACAAGGGGCAUCUGGUGGAGUGUACACGUCCUACCGUACCGGAACCCAAACUUUAGUGGCUAUCAAGCAAAUGAAUCUCGAAAAGCAGCCUAAAAAAGAACUAAUUAUCAACGAAAUCAAGGUCAUGAAGCAGUCAACGCAUCCAAACAUUGUCAAUUUCAUCGAUUCAUAUCUCUGGAAGGGCGAUCUUUGGGUUGUGAUGGAGUACAUGGAAGGAGGAAGUUUGACAGAUGUUGUGACUUGCAGUAUGGUGACAGAGGGUCAAAUUGCAGCCGUUUGUCGGGAAGUAUUAGAGGGCCUCAAACAUCUACACGCCAAUGGCGUAAUCCACCGAGACAUAAAGAGUGACAAUAUCCUGUUGAGUCUUCAGGGUGACAUCAAAUUGACUGAUUUUGGAUUCUGUGCUCAACUCGGGGAUGAUCAGACGAAACGCACCACAAUGGUUGGAACACCUUAUUGGAUGGCACCAGAGGUAGUUACUCGCAAGGAAUACGGUGCAAAGGUGGAUAUCUGGUCAUUGGGUAUUAUGGCAAUUGAGAUGGUAGAAGGAGAACCACCUUACCUCAAUGAGAACCCCCUUCGUGCACUCUAUCUUAUUGCAACCAACGGCACUCCACAGCUCCAGGAUCCCGAUUCACUGAGCCCAAUCUUCCAAAAUUUCCUGUCCUAUUGUCUAGAAGUUGACCCAGACCAGAGACCAUCGGCCGCAAAAAUGCUUAGGCACCCUUUCCUUGCCAAAGCCGAGCCAUUGCGCUCAUUUGCACCUCUAAUCAGAGCAGCUAGAGAGAGACCAUAAAGAAAAAAGAACCAAAACUCUCACAGUUAGAUUAUUAUCACUAUUAUUUAAACCGUCAUUUUUUACUAUCAUUACUAUUACUGUUAUUAUUAUUACUAUUGUUAUUAUUAUUAUUAUUACUAUUACUAUUACUAUUACUAUUACUAUUAUCAUUAUCAUUAUCAUUAUCAGCACUACAAUUCAUAUACACACAUACAGGUACACAGACAUAUUUAUAUAUAUAUAUAUAAUUAUACACAUUUUUUUUAAAAAAUUCC